CGACCUUUACCUAAACCUCAUUCCGGGACCUCGGCUUCGCCCUGCGCUUACCUUCGGAAUCUGCAUUGGGCUCCCUUACGAAAGUUCUCCGGCUCGACCACAGCGGAUGCGCAUUGAAAUAGGCAAGCCACCUCCCGCACAUUGUUGAAGGCCUCCGGCACCCCUUUCACAUAUUCUCCUGAUGGCUUCCAUUUCGAGAUUGUCUUCCAGACUGAUGGCUUCGAGCAAGUCGAACGGCGCCUCGCAGAGGCUGGCCGCAAUUAGUCGCCAGUUCUCCAGUUCGUCUGCGUCGAAAUUCGAAGUGAAGAAGCUCGGGGUUGUUGGUGCUGGACAGAUGGGCCUUGGAAUCGCCCUCGUUGCAGCCCAGAAAGCCCAAGUGCCAGUUACGUUAGUGGACAACUCACAAGCAUCCCUUGAUAAAGGACUCGCAUUCGCCGACAAAAUACUCGCGAAAGAUGUGUCGAAACAAAAGAUUACCGAAGAGGUUGCAAAAGCUACAAGAGACAGAUUAAAGACCUCUACACAGUUGUCGGACCUCUCGGACGUCGACAUGGUCAUUGAAGCUGUGCCCGAGAUAAUAUCAUUGAAAGAGAAGAUCUUCGCCGACCUGGCGCAGAUAUGCCCCAAACAUGCGAUCCUAGCCACCAACACGUCAAGUAUAAGCAUAACCAAGAUUGCCCGCGCCACGUCGAAGGACCCUACAGAUACAUCAGCGUCAUCACGGGUCGUGUCGACGCACUUCAUGAAUCCUGUCCCCGUACAAAAGGGCGUCGAAAUCAUUUCUGGUCUGCAGACAUCGAAAGAAACUCUAGCGGCGGCAGUUGCAUUCUGCGAGAAGAUGGGGAAGAUCGCCUCUGUGUCGCAGGAUGUGCCGGGUUUUCUUGCCAACAGGAUCCUCAUGCCUUAUAUCAAUGAAGCGAUCAUCUGUCUCGAGGCUGGUAUCGGCACGAAAGAGGACAUUGAUAGCAUCAUGAAGAAUGGGACGAAUGUGCCUAUGGGUCCCCUGACCCUUGCCGACUUUAUUGGCCUUGAUACCUGCUUGUCUAUCAUGGAAACCUUACAUGCCGGUCUUGGAGACAGCAAAUAUAGGCCGAGUGUGCUGCUCAGGCAAUACGUGGAUGCUGGCUGGUUGGGUAAGAAGAGCGGCAAAGGAUUUUACGACUACAAGUAGAUUGAACAUUUGGAAUGCGUUGUAGACUACAGUACCUGGACGGCGAAGGUGUAGCAAAAGGUAUACCCAAAUCGAUAACAUUGGUCGUUCUGUGGUCCGAUGUCUCAUCG
Exophiala viscosa is the source of this 1281-nucleotide messenger RNA. Its product is annotated as 3-hydroxybutyryl-CoA dehydrogenase. Gene Ontology annotation, molecular function: NAD+ binding; oxidoreductase activity, acting on the CH-OH group of donors, NAD or NADP as acceptor. The coding region runs from base 182 to 1171 and encodes 329 amino acids. NCBI's taxonomy places the organism in Eukaryota, Fungi, Ascomycota, Eurotiomycetes, Chaetothyriales, Herpotrichiellaceae. Gene Ontology annotation, biological process: fatty acid metabolic process. The record is from RefSeq and is a predicted model, not a curated record. The transcript has 2 exons.